ACAGCAUUGCUCAGCCGAACGACGACGACAACAACAAGGAAAGGGAUGUUGGGCGGAUAAUGAGCCUUGUCAGUGAACCGAGCUUGCGACAAUGUCUGCGCUACCCAACGGUACAACCCUUCGCAGAGGAAGCGACGCUAUCCCGACGAAAGGCUCCCAGAUCUUGGUGUCCCCCCUCGCCGAUGCAUCCGACGUCGCAACCCUCCACGACGCCCUAACCAGCUUAUACGGGCGCGAAAAUGAUUUAACAACCCGCCUCGAUGCUUUAGUAUCGUCACAAACUGACCUAAAUCGCGAUUUGGGCCGAUUGGAUCUCUUGCGAGCUGGAUUGAGUGCUCAAAUCGUUGCCACGCGCUCUGUCAGUAACGACAUGCUGUCUUCGGCAGCGAAUACGGCUGGUGACUUAAGCAGCAAGGUGAAGUGGCUGGAUUUGGAAAAGAUUCGAGUAGAUGAUACCCUGGGUGUCGUCGAACAGGUUGCGGAACUAAAGGCUUGCAUCAAUGGCGUUGUUGGCUCCAUGGGCGCACCUCAAGACUGGGAGGCGGCGGCUAGCUACCUGGCUCGAUCAAGCAACAUUCCGGAAGAUAUCAUAAAAGGCGCCUUCGCUGCUAGCAUUGUGCCCAGUGUUGAGGUGCCUGAUGCGCCAUGGGUCACAUUGGAGAACGCCAAGGAAAGCUUGUGCGCAUUGUUUCUCCGUGAAUUUGAAAAGGCAGCGGCAGACGCUGAUGGCUUCAAGAUAACACGCUUCUUUAAGCUUUUUCCCCUCAUUGGAAGAGCCGACACAGGUCUUGAUGUGUACGGACGAUACGUAUGUCAAGGCGUUGCUGGCAUGGCCCGCAGCGCCCUUAAAGAAGGUGCUGGCGGGCAAACGCGACAAAAUGGGUUCUUUUAUGCCAAUGCAUUGAUUUCCCUGUUUGAAAAUAUCGCCAGGAUUGUCGACAGUCAUGGUGGCCUCGUUGAAAGGCACUAUGGCGCCGGCAAAAUGGUACGCGUGAUUGAGCGAAUACAGAUGGAAGCCGACGUGCAGGGCGGCAUUAUCAUCGAUACCUGGACAGAUGAACGCCGCAUAGAGCGAACUAUGACAGAUGUCAAGAGUUAUCCAUUUUCAUUCUUAGUUCAAAGCUUUCUCCCGCAGCCCUCAAGAGCAGGCACCCCCCGAAUCAACUCUCCAGCGGUGGGCGGAGUGGCUAGCUCGAGACAAAGCGAAGAUGAAGGCGUUGAUAUGAAGGAGGUCGAUGGCCGCCUUAGCGAGAUUGCUGUCAUGUUAGGGCGUUGGUCAUUCUACACGCGAUUCGUAUCGGCUAAAUGCAUGGAUCCCAAUCAGCCGGAUUCGCCUCUAGUUUUAGCUGAUGCUAUGACCAAAUCUAAUCUGUACAAAAAGAUAGGGAGCAAGCUAACCACGCCUUAUAACACGAUGAUGACCUUCUUCUUCCGCCGCUCGAUUGAAAAGGCGUUUCAGCUAGAUGAAUACCCGAGUGGCCUUACACUGAACCUUAACAGACAGGUUGAAGGCAAUACUCCUUACAUCAUUUCUGCCGUUGAUGAUGCCAUGUACAUUGUCAACGCGGUGAUCGAAAAAUCAGUUUCAACAGCACAGAGAACUAUUCUGAGCUCUACAAUAUCAUCCGUAGAUCGCGUGCUCUCGGGUGACUUCAUUGGCAUGAUUCAACGAAAAAUGCGGGACGAAUCAUAUCCAAAACCGACCGUGCAAGGAGGAUUUCCACCGGAAGACAAGAUCAUACAGUUCAUGGUCUUGAUCAACAGCUUGGAAAUGGCGAACCAGUAUCUAUCGAGAAUCAUUAGCACCAGAAUCAUUGCUCCCCCGUCCGACUCAAACGGCGCUCAGCCGACCGAGGAGCUGCAGAAGCUUUUUUGUUUUGAAAAGGACGCUUCUUCUGUUGCCAUUGAACUGCAUGCUUUACAAUCAAAAUUUGUUAGCAAAUCUACAGAGCUGUUGAAUGAAGGAGUGCAUCGCUUGUUCAUUGAGGUCGUUCGGACCCGAUUGCGUCUUAUCCUGAACGACACAUUUCGUGAUGCAGACUAUUCAUGGACGGAAGAAGAGGUCUUAGAAUAUGCCCAACAAAACGGGGAAGAGGAAGGAGAUAUACUUGAAACGGUCACCCGGAGAUUUGAAUCAGGCUGGGACAGGCUCAUGAAACCCAUCGCGCGCUUGAUGACUCCAACGACCUUCAGCAGCCUCCUUGACCAGACAGCCAGCUACUUGUCUAAGAUACUGGAGAAGAGGAUUUUAAGCUCCAGCGGAAAGACGAGUGCCUAUGGAGCAAUCCGCAUUGAGCGUGAUUUCACUGGAAUUGUAGACACUGUCGCAAGAGGGGACUACAGGGUCCGAGAGGUGUUCAACAAGGUCACCCAAGUCAUGAUGGUUGCCAACAUGGAGGACGAGGAGUGGGAUGAGAUCAUCGCGCUCGGCGACGAUGAUGGCAUCGAAUGGGUAAUUACCGAUGAGGAACGAAAAAAGGCCAGAGGUUUGGUUAAACAAUAGAAUCUAAAUACAAUACUUUGUACACGGAAGAGAAACCCCGCUUUGUUAGAGAUCAGUAUUGUAGGGUAACGAUAAUGUCUGUUCGAAACCAAAUAAGGAUCGAAAAAAAGGGCUUAUAUUUCCAAAUUGUAAUAAGACACGCUUGCAUUUAAAUCUAAUUUAGAUGUUCAAUCUAUACGCUACGUGGCUAAGACAGCCGCUCCC
Molecule: messenger RNA, 2707 nt
Organism: [Torrubiella] hemipterigena
Lineage: Eukaryota; Fungi; Ascomycota; Sordariomycetes; Hypocreales; Clavicipitaceae
Source: the annotation of a GenBank genome assembly